Messenger RNA from Brachypodium distachyon (stiff brome), 1170 nucleotides. Its product is annotated as disease resistance RPP13-like protein 4. Bases 236 to 1069 code for a protein of 277 amino acids. NCBI's taxonomy places the organism in Eukaryota, Viridiplantae, Streptophyta, Magnoliopsida, Poales, Poaceae. The transcript is spliced from 2 exons. Gene Ontology annotation, molecular function: ADP binding. The record is from RefSeq and is a predicted model, not a curated record.
GGAGGCCCCACGCGCUCGGGUCGCUGUCCAGAACUCCAGAUCCAGCGCUGCGCCGCCACCUCCUCUGGGCUCUGGCUCUUCACCUCCGCGUGCCGCCGCCGCCGCCCAGGUACGCCACCUCGUCCUCAGCCUCCUCUCCGUUCGCUUCCGCAACCUCCCACAUCACAUUCCGCAAAAUCGGAAGCAGCACAUCGAAGAAAUCAGAGCUCGUCGGUGGCAGAUCAGAAAACAAGCAAUGGAGGCCGCUCUCGUCAGCGUCGCCACCGGGGCGAUGAAGCCGCUCCUGGGCAAGCUCUCCAAGCUGCUGGAGGAGGAGUGCUCCAAGCUCAAGGGCGUGCGCCGUCAGGCCCGGUUCCUAAGAGACGAGAUGGAAAGCAUGAGCGGCACGCUCCAGAUGCUCGCGGAUUCAGAGGAUCUCGACCCGGAGAUCAGAACCUGGAGGGACGGCCUCCGUGAUCUCUCCUACGACAUGGAGGACUGCGUCGACCGCUUCGCGGCUCGCGUUGACCACCCGGGCCGUGAUGGAUCCACCGGCCUCAAGAAGCUCUUCCGCAGGUUGAGGAAGCUGAAACCUCGCCAUGAGAUGGCCAACGAGAUCGAAGAACUCAAGGACCGUGCCGUCGAAAUAAGCAAGAGGCACAAGAGGUAUAAUUUUGUAAAACCAACAUCGGGCUCCACCAAUUGUGCCAUUGAUCCCCGGCUACCGGCGUUUUAUGUCGAGGUCGAUAAACUUGUUGGCAUCGAUGCUCCUAAGAAGUGGUUAACAGAAGAGCUGAAGAGUUCUUCCACCCAGUUGAAAGUGGUGUCGAUUGUUGGUUCUGGAGGUCUUGGUAAGACUACUCUUGCGAAUCAAGUCUAUCAGGACAUUAAAAAUCAAUACAAGUGUACGGCUUUUGUGUCGGUUUCUCGAAAUCCUAAUGUGAGGACGAUUCUAAGACGCAUUGCUGAACAAGUGGGGGCCACUGACAACACAUCGAAUGACGAUGUGAAGCAACUCAUCGAUAAACUCAGAGAUCACCUCCAAGAUAAACCAAGACUAUAUGAUCAACAAACAACGUUUAAUAAGUAGAUGGAAUGCCGAAGGAUUUAUUCAUGAAGAACAAGGGAGGAGCAUGUAUGAGGUUGGUGAGGGUUAUUUUAAUGAUCUCGUCAAUAGAAGCUUAAUCCACC